AUGGAGCUGGAGCAGAGUCUCUUGGGAGUCUGCUUGGUCACAGCUAGCAGUGUCGCUGGGCUCUCCCCAACGCUGGCCAUCCAUGUCUACACGCAGCGGGAGGUCUACGGCACCGUGGGCUCGCACGUCACCCUCUCCUGCAGCUUCUGGUCCAGCGAAUGGAUCUCCGAGGACAUCUCCAUCACUUGGCACUUCCAGGCCGAGGGCUCCCGGGACAGCAUCUCCAUAUUUCACUAUGCCAAGGGGCAGCCCUACAUCGAUGACGUGGGCACCUUCAAGGAGCGCAUGGAGUGGGUGGGCAACCCGCACCGCAAGGACGGCUCCAUCGUCAUCCACAACCUGGACUAUACCGACAACGGCACCUUCACCUGCGACGUCAAAAACCCCCCUGACAUCGUGGGCAAGUCCUCCCAGGUCACGCUCUACGUCUUCGAGAAAGUGCCCACCCGGUACGGCGUUGUCCUCGGCUCUAUCAUCGGAGGAGCCUUGCUGCUGGUGAUCGUGGUGGUGGCCCUGGUGUAUCUCAUCCGGUACUGCUGGCUCCGGAGGCAGGCGGCCCUGCAGAGACGGCUUAGUGCCAUGGAGAAAGGGAAGCUGCAGAGAUCAGCCAAGGACGCGUCCAAGCGCGGCCGCCAGGUGAGCGCUGGGGUUGUGGGCUCAGUUCGGGAGGGCGUGCAGAGGCAAGGCAUCCCCUGUCCCACACAGGUCCCAGGCCUGUAG
Molecule: messenger RNA, 720 nt
Organism: Struthio camelus australis
Lineage: Eukaryota; Metazoa; Chordata; Aves; Struthioniformes; Struthionidae
Source: RefSeq, a predicted model, not a curated record